Messenger RNA from Oncorhynchus gorbuscha (pink salmon), 968 nucleotides. It is a transcript of the gene brms1, whose product is annotated as BRMS1 transcriptional repressor and anoikis regulator. NCBI's taxonomy places the organism in Eukaryota, Metazoa, Chordata, Actinopteri, Salmoniformes, Salmonidae. The record is from RefSeq and is a predicted model, not a curated record. The transcript has 9 exons. Bases 141 to 968 code for a protein of 275 amino acids. Gene Ontology annotation, molecular function: histone deacetylase binding. Gene Ontology annotation, cellular component: Sin3-type complex. Gene Ontology annotation, biological process: negative regulation of transcription by RNA polymerase II.
GCUAGACUAGAAUUUUAGAGUCCGGCAAAAGUAGCAGUAGAACUGAACUGCAACUAAAGGAAGUAGCCUAGUUUGAAUAUUGUAAUGUUAUACCUGUACUUCAUAGUAUUGGAGUAUAGAAGAUACAAACCGUAAAAGUGAUGCCGGCCCAGCCCUCCCUCAGAGAACCACAGGAGGAGAUGGAGGUGGAGGGAGAGAGUGAACUACCAGAGGCCAAUGGAGAGAUGGAGGAAGAGAGGGAGAGAGAGAGAAGAGAGGGGGAGGAGGAAACCAUGGAGGAAAGUACGGAGGAGAGGGAGAGCGACUCGGAUGAUAGUGAGGAGGAGGAAGAGGAGGAAGAGGAGAGUUCAGAGAUGGAUGAUGAAGACUGUGAGAGGAGGAGAGGAGAGUGCCUAGAUGAGAUGUCAGACCUAGAGAAACAGUUCCUGGAACUGAAAGACAAGUUGUUUCGUGAGCGGUUGAACCAGGUUAAGGUGAAGCUAGAUGAGGUGUUGACUGGUAAAGCAGGAGAAUACAGGGAACCACUGGCAACACUACAACACAACAUGACGCUACGCACCCAGGUGGCAGGUGUGUACAGAGAACUGUGUCUGCAGGUGAUCCAACACAGGUACGAGUGUGAGCUGCAGGGAGCUCGACAACACCUGGAGAGCGAGAGGACAUUGUUGUUUGAUGCUAUGAAGACAGAACUGCUGGAUAAGAUCAGUCGUCUGGAGGAGGAUAGCCAGAGUGUAGACCUCACGUCAGAGUGGUGGAGUGAUGAGGUGAAAGGGAAGAAGUGUAAAAGGAGGAGUCUGUCCCGGCCAGAGAGGAAGAAGAAGGCUGCCCUAGUAUCUGGCCCGUUCAUCGUCUACAUGUUGAGAGACAUUGAUAUCCUGGAGGACUGGGCAGCUAUACAGAAGGCUAAAGCAGCACUGACACCACUAAAGAAGAUCACAAAUCAGACAAAGUCCCCAGAAGAUAAGUAA